CAUUAGCAGUAUCUAAAAUACUUUUCAUUUGUUAUCAAUAACCAUGUAUACUGGAAUGCGUUGAACUUACACUUGGGUUAUACACUUGAGUUCCUUUUAAUUGUUGCUGCAACACAAGCCACGUGUUAUAUUUAUAUAAAACAACUACCACACACUAACACACUAAUUCGGGAUUUUAUAAAGAUGCCUUUUUUUGGGUCUCCUGGAAGCACCAUGGAAGAGGACGAGGACCCAAGUUACGAGUCAUACUUUGUCGAAGAGGAUAUGGAAAGUAUCAUAAGGCCUUUGGCGGCGAAAUUAACCUGGUAAUACAACAAGUUGAGUCAAGAAAUAUUGCUACUAAAGACUUCUUCACCAAAAAGGACCACUGUGCAUCUGAUCGACUACAAGAUGUUCAUUGCUGCUCGUCGCAUUCAAUCCUUCUGGCGUGGUUACCGCGUCCGAAAGCUACUCCACCUGCGCUGGCAGUCUGCAAUCGCCAUUCAGCGCUGGUGGCGCGGCUUUCGCACGCGGCAUAUCCUGUAUGAAAAAGUGGAGCGACGGUUGCAGGGUAUAAUUCACGAACACUUUCACCGGGCGGCAAUUCGCAUUCAGGCUUUGUUUAGGGGAUGGUGGGUCAGGAAGUUCAUCCACGAUGUGCGAAACUUGCAUCGGAUGCAAUGCACUGCCGCCGAGGAUCUGAUAAAUUGCAUAAUCCAUGAGAUGCAUCAUAUUAAAAAAACCGACUCCAUACCUGGGGUCAUCUCGCUGCGAAAUUCAGUGUGCCGUUCAAAAGUGGAAAAACUUUUGACCACAAUGAUAUUCAGAUUUCACAAUGGCCGGGUGUUAUCGAUGGUAGCCAACAGAAUGUCUCAAAAAGAAGAAUAUCGCAGGCACUUUAGGGACGCCAGAUUCGUUACCCAUAUUCCCUAUUCCGGACCCAACUUCGAUGGACUAUGUUAUGUGAGGGAAGAUGACCACAUUGUACUUAAAGAAGUACCUACAGAUUUGCGUUACUCGGAAAUAGUUACAGAAUACGAAGAGUCCCAACUACACGAGCAUUUAAGAGAAACCCAUCUGCGAUUUGAUUUACGCAAACUUCAAAGGCAAAUAGAUCACAUAAACUACCAAGAACUGCAUUUGAAGCGUAAGUUCUGUGCAGAUGUUAUAGAUCGUAUGCGUAAAUGGACUAUAUGGGAUAGCAUCAGUGCAAACCAUAAGCAAAAUAUUUAUGAAAGUCGAAAAAAUACACAAGUUUUCUUCAGGAGAGCGGAGCAUCUGAUGAGUGAUUUCUACGUUAGCAAAGCCGAAGAUUCCUACCAUGUCUUAAGCUUAAGCUCCUCCACAUAAAUUCCGAGUUAAACAUUUGACACAUUGUACGAAAUGCUCAAAAAUGUUAUUAAAACUUUUACUGAAUCUU
Molecule: messenger RNA, 1399 nt
Organism: Drosophila melanogaster (fruit fly)
Lineage: Eukaryota; Metazoa; Arthropoda; Insecta; Diptera; Drosophilidae
Exons: 4
Coding region: 391-1329 (312 amino acids)
Cellular component (GO): cytoplasm
Source: RefSeq, marked reviewed